Messenger RNA from Daucus carota subsp. sativus, 1208 nucleotides. RefSeq names its product probable WRKY transcription factor 48. The transcript has 3 exons. Gene Ontology annotation, molecular function: sequence-specific DNA binding; DNA-binding transcription factor activity. Gene Ontology annotation, biological process: regulation of DNA-templated transcription. Lineage: Eukaryota; Viridiplantae; Streptophyta; Magnoliopsida; Apiales; Apiaceae. The coding region runs from base 173 to 1036 and encodes 287 amino acids. The record is from RefSeq and is a predicted model, not a curated record.
AUCCAAGACCAAAAUACAAUAAUUUUAUUCCUUUCCCAUCUCAAUAUUUCACUCCUUAUGAACCACACCCCAUCACACAACACUCUCUUCUCUUCUCCCGUAAGCUAACUCGCAAAAUAUAAUCACAGAAGUGAAAUUUCUAAUUUCUAAUUUCUAAUUUUUUGAUUUUACAAUGAAAAACUCAUCGGCAUUUUUCGAUGAUUCGGGGUUUUCUUUCGCGAGCCUUUCGGAUGGUGAGAAGAGGCUGUUAGACAUGUUGGGUAGUGAAGACAUGUUGAAUCAGCCUAGUUCUAUAUAUGAUCUGAUUCAGGUUCCUUCAGUGCAAGAACCACAACAGCCAGUUGAAACAUCCGAGGUUGUUAACGAUGCAGAGACACCCAACUCCUCGUCUAUUUGUACUUCAUCCAAUGAUGCUGUCAAAGAUGAUCAGCAGAGCAAAAGAAGCACUCAGGGUGGCAAGCCCAAAAAAAUGCUAAAGGCGGAGAAGAAGAUCGCAAAGAAGCAAAGGGAGCCGCGUGUCGCGUUUAUGACAAGGACUGAUAUUGAUCAUUUGGAUGACGGGUAUAGAUGGAGGAAAUAUGGCCAAAAAGCGGUGAAAAAUAGUCCUUUUCCAAGGAGCUACUAUCGUUGCACCAGUACAACCUGCGGUGUCCUGAAGAGGGUUGAAAGAUCAUCAACUGACCCUUCAAUUGUUGUCACCACAUAUGAAGGCAACCACAACCAUUUAUGCCCGGUAGCACACCCCGGUGCCAUGGGAAUCUCACCCGAACCUUACUCUCUCCGCGGUGAUGCUUUGAGCACUCAGCAAAGACUCCAGCAGCAGAGCAUUCAGCAUCUACUCCAGCUGCAGCAACAACCCUAUACAAUUAGUCCAGCAUCUUUUUCGAACUCGAGAGCUACUAGUUACAGUCCUUUAGAUGCUCCUACUCAUGUUCUUGAAGAAAAUGAAUUGUCUUUUUCUCCUUCGUCAUUGUUUAGAGAUCAGGGGCUUCUGCAAGACAUGGUGUCAUCCCAAAUGCAAUCAGAGAAGAAGUAGAAAACUGAGCCAAAAUUUAGUUCCCUUGAUUUUUGUAACUGGUAUGCUAUUAGUUCUGAUUAGAUACUGAUAUAAUCUUAGUUCGCAUUAAUUAGAAAAGGAUCUCGUCGUUUGAGCUCUUUUGUUAUUUGAUUUGUUAGCAAUAACGUUAUAAAAUUUUUCAAUUCAUGAA